Effrenium voratum is the source of this 1846-nucleotide messenger RNA. The record is from the annotation of a GenBank genome assembly. NCBI's taxonomy places the organism in Eukaryota, Dinophyceae, Suessiales, Symbiodiniaceae.
UGACAUUAGACUUGCAGCGAUCGAUUCGCGAGUGCUGCAAUGGCCUGGCGCCGUUGGCCCGACAGCGACGCGCCUCAAGUCAGACCGGAGGCUGAGAGGCGAUGGAUGCGAAGCCUCUACUUGGCAGCUGCUGCAACCGUCUUGGCGUGCAGCAGCAGCGGAGCUCAUACGUUUAGUCUGGCCAGCCAGAACGUUUGGAGAGAGGGAUCGCUGCGAGCGCGGAUGCUGAGGAUCCCGAGAAGAGCUGAGGAGGCUGAAACAGGAGAAGAUGCGGCAGGGGAUGUCCCGGAGGAUGAGGACGAGGAGGGCCAGGUCUUGUACUUCGGCGGCGCCACGGAAGAGCGCACGGAGCCGCAAGAGACCGAAGCCAUGCAAAUCGCCGGCCGCAUCAAUGAGGCGCUGGCCCUGAAGCGAGUACCAAAGCCAGUACUCGCAGGGCCUGUUGACACGGCCUGGUAUGACGAGCUGGGCGUGCCACCCAGCGCCACGUCAGAAGAGAUACGCCUGAAGUACUUAGAAAUCGCGGAGGAGGUUGAGGAGAACUUGGCCUUUCUUCUCGAACAAGGCGAGGGUGGCGAGUACCAGGAGCAGGUGACAGCUCGGGACGAUGAGGAUGAUGACGAGUUUGAAUGGACACGAUGGGAGGAGGAAGGCGAGGACGCCAUUGCCUUGCAGCCCGAGAGCAGCUUGGCACAGGCGUCGCCGAGCGGCGAAGCAGAAGAGGAAGCAGACAUCCUAGCGGAGGAGUUCUAUCGUGUGUCCAACCUCUAUCAGAUUCUCUCCGUGCCGUCUCUGCGGAAGAUCUACGAUGAAGGUGGUGUGGAAGGACUUGCCAUGCGGGUGCCGGCGUUGUCCAAGGGGCUGCUGGAGCCGGAGCGGGUUCUGAAGAUGGCCCAAGGCAUCAAGACUCCGACGAAAGUGCGGGAGAGUCUGCUGUUGCGCCAAGAGCCCCGUAUCAAGACCUUCCGCAGAUACCAAGGGAAGAACUCCAUCCGACAGGUGCUGCGUCGAAUCACCGACUGCAUCCGGGUGUGGUGCUUCAAGAGCAAAGAGAGUCUGAAGUUUAGAAGCAACACCAUCUACGAGGAGCUUCCUGAGAUUGCUGUCUUUGGCCGGGUGAAUGCCGGCAAGUCUGCCAUGCUGCAGCAUUUGUUUAGUGCGACAAAGCCUCGCAAGAACGGUCACUUCUCCGUCGCCCAAAGGCCUGGCAAGACAAAGGGCAUCCAGGUCUAUUGCAUGAAUCGCCGCUUUACGGUGGCAGACAUGCCCAGCUACGGCAAGGCCGACGAUCGCAACCAGGAGGCGGCCGAUGUCCAUGCCAACUGGACGCAAAAUUGGGAAGGAGUUGUUCAGGAGUAUCUCAACACCACCCACUGGCUCCGCGCCGCGAUUUACGUCCAUGAGAUUUCAAAGGAGGUGAUUCCGGAGGAUUUGAAGACCAUCAAGAUGCUGAGGAAGCAGAACAUCCCCAUCCUGCUGGUCUUCACCAAGGAUGAUAAGGUGGACUCUGAAACUCAUCGACACAGCCGCGUCAUGAGGCUGAGGCGAAAGCUGAAGUGGCCGAUGAAUUGGCCACAUGCCCACUACACCACCAGAAGAGGAGGAUACGGGCAAGUCUUCAAGAACAUGGUAGGGACAAUGAUGCUCGGGCUCGUUGCCACGGAGCAGAGGGAGGAUGCCUGGUUCGCACUGAAGAACGAGCUGCCCGACAUCUUCUGGGACUACCGCGACAAGUACGUUCCCAAGCCGCGGACUUUCUUUGGCAGGAAGAAGGCCCUCAAGAAGUCCCGCACCUAUCCUGACGAGGAUGUGCCGUACACGGAUGAGGAGUUGGAAGAGGAAGAGG